AUUUGCCAAAUAAUACUCGAAAUCGUAAUUGGGAGGCGUCUACUUCUUUUAAUUUAAAUUUAAAUCGAGAUUAUUCAGUAAAAUGAUCCGGUUCAUUUUGAUCCAGAAUCGUGCGGGUAAAACUCGACUGGCGAAAUGGUAUAUGAAUUUUGAUGAUGACGAGAAACAAAAGCUGAUUGAGGAGGUUCACGCAGUGGUCACAGUUCGGGACGCAAAACACACUAAUUUUGUAGAAUUCCGAAACUUCAAGAUCGUGUACAGGAGAUACGCUGGACUGUAUUUCUGCAUAUGCGUGGACGUCAACGACAAUAACUUGUGUUACUUGGAGGCAAUUCACAACUUUGUUGAAGUUUUAAAUGAAUAUUUUCAUAAUGUUUGUGAGCUGGAUCUAGUUUUCAAUUUCUAUAAGGUGUACACAGUAGUGGACGAGAUGUUCUUGGCAGGUGAGAUUAGAGAAACAUCACAAACCAAAGUAUUGAAGCAACUGCUCAUGCUCAAUUCCUUAGAGUAAAUAAAAUAUUAUAAAAUUGUGGAUUGUCUAUGGGUGAAGUUUAUGCAUGAAAUGAAUAAUUUAAUAUUGUUAUUCUGAUAAAAGACAGCAUUUACAGAAUGUUAUGCUUUCCAAAUUUAUUGCUAUAAUAGGUAUAUAUAUAAUAGGUUGCACAAUGAGUCAGCAGUAUGUCUAUCAGAAGCAUAUACAAAAAUGUGUAAUUUUAUUUUUGAAAUGACAAAUAUUUGGCUACAUUGGUAUUCCAGUUACAUAAAAAAAAAGUAUAGAGCUCAUAUACACUCGUGUAGUAGAUGAUUUAAUAUGUUUAUUAAUUGUCGUGUAAAUUUGUAAGCUAUGUUGAAAUCACUUAGGUUUACUAUUAUAUUUUCACAAUGUUUAUGUAGAGAAUGUUCUAGAAAGAUGUGUAUUUAGACUCAAUAUAUGGUCUGAAAAUUAAGAAUAUGUAGUAAUAAUCCUCUAGUUACUGAGUAAUAUAAAGAUUAUAUAAAAAUAAUUUCCUAUAUUAUUAUGCAUAGUUUUUUUUAAUGUAUUUAAAGUUGUAUAAACUUAAAAAUUAGUAAGGAAUAUGAUACAUUCAUUAGGGGUGUUUAUUUUUAUUGUAAUUAUCUAAAGCUUACGUUAAUGUAUAAGACAGACGAGACAUUAUAAAAAGAAAAACUUAUUUCUAUGUAUCAAUUUAUCA
Achroia grisella is the source of this 1193-nucleotide messenger RNA. It is a transcript of the gene AP-2sigma, whose product is annotated as AP-2 complex subunit sigma. Gene Ontology annotation, molecular function: clathrin-cargo adaptor activity. The coding region runs from base 83 to 511 and encodes 142 amino acids. The transcript has 4 exons. Gene Ontology annotation, cellular component: AP-2 adaptor complex; intracellular membrane-bounded organelle; membrane coat. The record is from RefSeq and is a predicted model, not a curated record. Gene Ontology annotation, biological process: clathrin-dependent endocytosis; intracellular protein transport. Lineage: Eukaryota; Metazoa; Arthropoda; Insecta; Lepidoptera; Pyralidae.